CUAAAAUGAUUGAUGGAUUUAUUAUCUAAUAAUAAACGUGUAAUAAUGAAGCCUGGCAUGAGAGUUGUUUGUAAACUUACAUUACGUGGCACUGACGUAUUAUGAUGACAGAUGGCUGUGUACAGGUUGUUAAUAUUGUUUGGUUUACAAGGUGGGCGUGUCUCGUGAGAGAAAAGUUCUAACCAGGUCUCUUCGUCUUUCCAAGCUCAUAAGGUGGAUAACGACGGCGCGCUGCCAAAUAUGUCCGAGUCAACUCUCCGGCAUUCUACCCAACUGGCUGUUCAACCAUCAGAGGGGGCCAUGCUGUCAGUGAGCAGCGAAGAACCGGCAGAGAAUGGGGAGGAUUUGAAAGAUUUGUCAGAAACGGAAGCGUGCGAACUUUACGUGAAAGACAGGAGAAGAGCGAAGUCUCUGCCGGCCUAUCCAGACCAAGCCACACUUUUUGAGGAUAUCGCGAAUAACGGUCGAAAACGAGUUAAGUUUGCGGAUUCAAUGGGUCUGGAUCUGGCAAGUGUGAAGCACUUCAGCACAGCAGAAGAUCCAAUGAUCCCCUCCAAAGUUCUCUCGAGGCUGCAGAGUUUUCCCCCGCAGCAGGAGCGCGAGUUGCUUGGGGACCUGUGCUCAAACUUUAAAUCCGCCCUGACCAUGGACCGUUUCGUACCUACGUUCAAGAUGCCAGCGGAGGCGGUGGAUUUCGAGGCGAGGGUACUGCAGCGUCACGUCACAUUGGAGAAAAUUACCAUCACCCAGUUUGAUGUCCGUGGACACAUUCGGACCGAUACUCACAGUUCCUCAAAGAGGGACGUUGGGGUGAGAUACACUUUCAACAACUGGCUCUCCCUUGUGGAUGCACAGGCGAUGGUAGUAACCGGGGAGGAAACAGGGAUGGUCGGUGAGCGUUUUACCUUCAUGAUGUACACACCCCCGUUCCUCGACCCAAGUUCCUCGGUUCACUUUGCAGUCUACUUGAGGAACGACCAGGGCGAGUUUUGGGACAACAACGACGGUCAGAACUACACCUUAAAGUACAACUGCGUGCCAACGUGUGACAGCGCGGUCUUCCAUGCCACCUGAGGCCCGUGCGUAAAGUCCUACACAAAACGCGAAAUUCAUGCGUAAAAGUCAUCUUUCUCGACCCAGCUCACGGAUGGAUCGAUCUUUUUAUCCCUUUACUAUUAAAGUCAUCUGUUGAUUUUUGAUUGACAUGUACCCUCAUCGUAUUCUUAUCAAAGUGGUAUUGUGUCCGAAGGCCUAUCAGACUGAGGCUAAAUCGGAGUAAUUCAUAAUGAUAAACAAGGGCAGUCACUGCUGUCCAAUUUGACUCAAACCUCUACCUUCAGGACUGUGAUGGGAUGGAAUUGAAGUGUAACUAUUGUACAUAGUGUUUUUGGCUUCACUGGCCUCAGAGGAAAAUGAAACAGAACAACAUGCCUCUGUGUAUGUGUGCCUUUCCCUGUAUUUGUGUUAUUGUGUGUGUGUGUGUGUGUGCAGCCCUGUGUUUAUGCUAGCAUUAUAAAUUGCCUACUGGCAGCCUGAUUGGUAGGAAGUAGGCCAAGAGGUAUAAUAGAUAUUUCUGUGUUUGUAUUAUAGUACCAGUAGCAGUAUGACACCCACAAUAUGUAUACAUGGUGAACAUGAAACACAGGAAGAAUGAUCUCGCUAUUGUGUCCUUUUCAUGACAAACCACGUGUUUGUUAUGUCAUGAAGUGUGUAAUGUAUGUGAUGAGCUCAGCCUGUCCCUGUCCCUGUCCCUGUCCCUGUCCCUGUCCCUGUCCCUGUCCCUGUCCCUGUCCCUGUCCCUGUCCC
Molecule: messenger RNA, 1806 nt
Organism: Hypomesus transpacificus
Lineage: Eukaryota; Metazoa; Chordata; Actinopteri; Osmeriformes; Osmeridae
Gene: ppp1r3g
Product: protein phosphatase 1 regulatory subunit 3G
Exons: 1
Coding region: 241-1074 (277 amino acids)
Biological process (GO): regulation of glycogen biosynthetic process
Cellular component (GO): protein phosphatase type 1 complex
Molecular function (GO): protein phosphatase 1 binding; glycogen binding
Source: RefSeq, a predicted model, not a curated record